AUGCCACCCCCAGGAGGAGAGACCCAACUUCAGUAUACCCCUCCUGAUGGAGGAUGGGGCUGGGUGGUUGUUGGCGCAUCUUUUAUCUCCAUUGGAUUUUCAUAUGCAUUCCCUAAAGCUGUCACAGUAUUCUUCAAAGAAAUUCAGGAAAUAUUCAGCACAUCCUACAGUGAAAUAGCGUGGAUAUCGUCCAUCAUGCUGGCUGUUAUGUAUGCAGGAGGUCCCAUCAGUAGUGUUUUGGUGAAUAAAUAUGGCAGUCGUCCAGUGGUGAUAACAGGAGGUUUACUGUGCUGUUUGGGAAUGGUGUCUGCCUCUUUUUGCACCAGUGUUAUAGAGCUUUAUAUCACUAUGGGAAUCAUUGUAGGUUUAGGUUUAGCCUUCAACCUGCAACCUGCCUUGACGAUCAUUGGCAAAUACUUCUUUAAGAAGAGACCCAUGGCGAAUGGAUUGGCCAUGGCAGGAAGCCCUGUUUUCUUAAGUACAUUGGCUCCUUUUAAUCAGUUUCUUUUUAAUAAUUUUGGCUGGAAAGGAAGCUUCUUGAUUUUGGGGGCUAUACUUUUGAAUGCCUGUGUGGCUGGAUCUCUCAUGCGACCUGUUGGGCCCACACCAGCUAAAAUCAAGUCUGAAAAUAAGACUGGAAUAAAAGAGGAUGAGUCAUCUGUGCAGAAGAGCCAUAAGAAGAAAUCCAUUUUUGAAAGAUUGAGUAAAUACUUAGAUUUCUCUCUUUUUAAGCAUAGAGGCUUUCUUAUAUACCUAUCUGGAAAUGUUAUUAUGUUUUUUGGAUUUUUUGCCCCUGUCAUAUUCUUGGCUCCAUAUGCUAAGGACAAAGGAAUUGAUGAGUAUUCUGCAGCUUUUUUGCUGUCUGUUAUGGCUUUUGUUGAUAUGUUUGCUAGGCCUUCUGUAGGAUUCAUUGUAAACUCCAGGUUUAUCCGUCCCCGAAUCCAAUACUUCUUCAGUUUUGCAAUCAUGUUCAAUGGAAUCUGCCAUCUCCUCUGCCCGCUGGCAGAGGACUACACAAGCCUGGUGGUGUAUGCUGUAUUCUUUGGCCUGGGAUUCGGGAGUGUUAGUGCUGUCCUCUUUGAAACUCUCAUGGACCUUGUUGGUGCCUCGAGGUUUUCCAGUGCCGUGGGACUCGUCACAAUUAUAGAAUGCUGCCCAGUUCUACUUGGCCCUCCACUUGCUGGUAAAUUGGUGGAUGAAACUGGAGAAUACAAAUACAUGUAUAUGGCCUGCGGGAGUGUUGUGGUCAUCGCCAGCGUGUGGUUGCUCAUUGGCAAUGCUAUAAACUAUAAAUUGCUCGACAAGGAAAAGAGGGAGGAAGAGGACAGGCAGAAGAAAAUAUGUCAACUUGAGUCUGGUGACUCUGAGCCCUUGAGCAAGUCAUUGCAGGAUGAUAGUGCCAAAAUUUCAAACACAUUGAGUAUGCUCUCAGAAAGAGAAACGAAUUUUUAA
This is a messenger RNA of Elephantulus edwardii (Cape elephant shrew), 1452 nucleotides long. RefSeq names its product solute carrier family 16 (monocarboxylate transporter), member 7 (gene SLC16A7). Gene Ontology annotation, molecular function: monocarboxylic acid transmembrane transporter activity. The transcript has 4 exons. Gene Ontology annotation, cellular component: membrane. The record is from RefSeq and is a predicted model, not a curated record. Gene Ontology annotation, biological process: monocarboxylic acid transport; transmembrane transport. NCBI's taxonomy places the organism in Eukaryota, Metazoa, Chordata, Mammalia, Macroscelidea, Macroscelididae. The coding region runs from base 1 to 1452 and encodes 483 amino acids.